UUAAAUUAAGCUUAAUGUCUGAUAUGAGUAUGUGUGUUUGAUACAAGCAUACCCAAUAUUUUCUUUUGAUUUUACAGUGCAUAUUAAUCUGAAUAUGUUUGAUCCGAAUAUGUAUUAGACCUGUUGGUACAAAUUUCAACAAAAGAAGAGUUAGGGAGGAGAAUGUACUAGUGUUAUAGAUCUUUUAUUUGAUAUUUAUAGGAUUUACUUGUUUGGUAGCGGUGAUGUGUCUGUUAUUUAUGGGUGAUACUUCUUGUUUGGUAGUAGUGAUAUUUUUUUGAGGAAGUAUGAGAUUGUUAUGCUUGGAUAGUGGCCCUAGUGGUUUUUCAGGAGAGUGUUUACACUGAAAAAUGGAUCGUUAGAUGAGAGGGUAACUUGAUGAAAGGGGAUGUUGGGAUGUUCAAGGGGAUGUUGGGAUGUUCUCUCUCACAAUGAGUGGUCUUCAUAGCGCAGAUAGUUUUGGGAGGCUGAACGGUCGAGGGCAGUUCAGCUGGCGGGAGGUGAAAAAUUGUCUUCAGGUAUUCAUUUAGUACCUUUUGAAAGUGACACGUGUUCAGUCUAAAUGGCAGUAUAACAACACCAAUCAAAAACAAAGACAAAGACAAGAACCUUGGUUUGAUAUCAUUGGUAGCAGUUAGUUUAGGUUGGCGUGUUGUUGAAGGAGAUCAACAAUCUUAGCGCGAAUUUUCAACUCCCGCCACACUACUUGAGGGGGCAGUUGAGGGUCUUUUGUCCUUUUAGCUACUUUUUUUUUCAAGUCUUUGCAAUUUGCACCCACAUUUCCACUUCUCUCCAAUGCAGACCAGGAAGAUUCAACAGUUCUUUUGCAGUAAUCAAGGGUCUUCCAUGUUGAAGGUUUUGAGAAGAAAACUAUGGAAUCUUUGCUCAAGAAUUCAGUGGCUGAUGCGCAAGCGACCGAGGCCGAAGGUUAUCAUCCGGAGAUUGGGGAGGUUGAACUCCAAAGUUCAUAGAAAAGGCGACAUUGGAACGAAAGGUUCUGACAUUGAUUUGUUUGGCAACUUGGGAUUUUGUAAUCCCCAAAGGCCGAUAAGAAUUGCAACGUUUAAUGUUGCUAUGUUCUCUCUUGCACCUGCCAUUUCGGAAGCUGAGGAAGCCGGUUUAUUUAGCUACAGAGACGAUGAUUUUCUUGGAUUCAAAGCACCGUUUGAGUUCGACGUUCAUAACAAGUCUCCGAAUUGUUAUCCCAAGAGUAUACUCAAGCAAUCUCCCUUGCAUGAUUCCCACAACCAAAACAAGCUCUCGAGAUCAAACCUCAAGGUUUCAAUCAACCUUCCUGAUAAUGAGAUAUCUUUGGCACAGAGUAAAAUUCUCAGCUUCAUCGAAGACGUAAACGAGGGCUCAUCAGACACGAUCACCGGCCGAAUCAAUCGGAGGAAUGUCAUUAUGAGAUCCCCAGUUUGUUUGCCUUCAAAUAUGAUCAAAUUCUGGAACGAAGGUGGCUCGAAAAAUGGAAGAAGCAUUGCAGAAGUGCUUAGAGAGCUCAAUGCUGAUAUCAUAGCUUUACAAGAUGUGAAAGCACAAGAAGAAAAAAGAAUGAAGCCUUUAUCUGAUUUAGCUUCAGCACUCAAGAUGAAGUAUGUUUUUGCCGAAAGUUGGGCUCCGGAGUACGGAAACGCGAUCCUCUCGAAAUGGCCGAUCAAACGAUGGACGGUACAAAAGAUAGCCGAUGACAACGAUUUCAGGAAUGUGCUUAAGGUCAUCAUUGAUGUACCAUGGGCUGGAGAAGUGAACUUCUAUUGCACCCAGCUUGAUCAUUUAGAUGAAAACUGGAGAAUGAAGCAAAUGAAAGCAAUAAUUGAAUCAAACAACACUCCCCACUUAUUACUUGGAGGCUUAAACUCUCUGAAUGCAUCAGAUUACUCAUCAGAAAGAUGGACAGAUAUUGUGAAGUACUAUGAGGACAUAGGCAAGCCAAGACCAAGAACUGAAGUAAUGAAACUGCUGAGGGGAAAAGAGUACACAGAUUCCAAAGACUAUGCUGGUGAAUGUGAACCAGUAGUCAUUAUUGCCAAAGGCCAAAAUGUUCAAGGAACCUGCAAAUACGGGACGCGAGUUGAUUACAUCUUAGCCUCUUCGAACUCUCCGUAUGCCUUUGUUCCGGGAUCGUACUCUGUGAUUUCGUCGAAAGGGACUUCGGAUCACCACAUUGUUAAGGUCGAUAUUGUGAAAGAAUGUGAGAAAUCUCAGCAAAGUGUCAUAAAAAAACAUAGGAAAACUGCACAAAAGCUUGUGUGUUUAACCAACUGAAGCUGCUUUGGAAGCAAUUCGAACAUAAGUGCUAGAUAUUUGAUUUUAUAUUUCUCAUUAAUUUUCUCCUAUAUUCAUGUAUGAAAUAGAUAAAUUGCAUGUAUAUCAGUAUUUAUUUCUGAUUCCUACACCUCAUUUCUCUCUCUGAAAUUAAUGUAAGAUACAUAGAUAAACCUUGUAUUUUAUGAUGAGCCGUUUAUUAUUAUUAUUAUUUUGUAUUAAAAUUAAUUUAUCUAUAUUUGGAAGUAAUGCAGUAUAUGUUUUCUUUUAUUUUGAUAAUUAGGAGAAGGAAAUGAGGUUGUUUGAGAUUGAA
Gossypium arboreum is the source of this 2581-nucleotide messenger RNA. RefSeq lists its product as uncharacterized. The record is from RefSeq and is a predicted model, not a curated record. Gene Ontology annotation, molecular function: catalytic activity. Gene Ontology annotation, cellular component: endoplasmic reticulum. NCBI's taxonomy places the organism in Eukaryota, Viridiplantae, Streptophyta, Magnoliopsida, Malvales, Malvaceae. The transcript is spliced from 3 exons. The coding region runs from base 796 to 2268 and encodes 490 amino acids. Gene Ontology annotation, biological process: GPI anchor biosynthetic process.